Messenger RNA from Macrosiphum euphorbiae (potato aphid), 1518 nucleotides. The record is from the annotation of a GenBank genome assembly. Lineage: Eukaryota; Metazoa; Arthropoda; Insecta; Hemiptera; Aphididae.
AUGAUGGAUCGGUGUGAGAACUGCGGAGACGAAUAUGAGCGGUUGCUUAGCGAAGAGGAUGACCGGUCGUCGGCACCCGAGAAUCAUAGCGACGAGCGUCCGCUUCAUCUGCGGCAGCGGCCCGUCGAUACCGGUCGGCGCUUCGCCUAUGGCUUCGGACACGUGUUCAACGAUAUCACCGCAGCCAUUUGGUUCUCUUACACCAUGGUGUUCAUGCAAAACGUGGUUGGCGUGCCCGGAACCACCGCUGGGUUUCUGCUGUUUUUCGGUCAAACUGUUGAUGCAAUAGCAACACCAUUUGUGGGAAUCAUGGUUGACAAAUUUGGAAAAAAGAAAAAUUGGGUGCUUUUAGGCACAGUAAUGGAAGCCAUAAGUUUUCCGUUAAUAUAUUACGUUUGGAAUCUGACCAUAGUCGUAGCUAUCUUGAUUUAUAUUUGCUCGAUAUUAAUAUUCCAAAUGGCAUGGGCUCUUGUUCAAAUUUCCCACUUGUCGUUGAUACCAGAGCUGACUGAUUUGUCUUUAGAGAGAGGCAAAUUAACUUCAAUAAGAUACGUAUUCACAGUAUCCACGAAUAUUUUAAUGUUCAUCAUCGCUUGGUUAGUGUUCAGAGGUGUACGGAAUAAUGGAAAUAUGGGUAGUCUCAUUGGUCCUAACGAUUCAGAAAAAUUUCAAAUGUUAGCGUUGAUUGCUACAACGAUUGGAGUGUUCUCUGCGUUUAUUUUCCAUGGACUAUUGAAAAGCCCACGAAUUACCAAUACAAAGUUGAUGUACAGGCAGAAUCGACAAAUAAAUGUCAAUAAAAUACUAACAUUUUGUAAAAACGUUCAGCUGUAUCAAGUGGCUGUUGUGUUUACGACUUGUAAGCUACUGAUAAAUAUAGCUCUGAUCUAUAUACCACUUUUCAUCAACGAAUCGGCAAUUGACGAAUCUGGUACCAUUGCUAGCAUACCGUUAGUGGCGUAUGUGUCUUCUUUGAUCACAUCUAUAGGCGUGGAAUACAUUAAACCAUGUUUUAAAUCUGAUAAAGUGAUCUUACAAUUGGUAGUAAUAUCAAUUUUUGGAUCAAUAUGGUAUUCUCAUCCUAAUCACGAACUGACCUUAUCACUAUUUAUGCUUAGCCUGCAGUAUGCUUUGAGUAUCAGAUACAUUUAUAACAAUGCUAUAUUAUAUGCAGUGUAUGUUAAGUGUCUACUCUAUGUUAAUAUUAUUUGUUCAGGAAGUGCAAUAACUUCAGUGUUAAGCCUUAGUGUCACUGCAAACCUUAUAGGAAAUGAUACAGAUUGUGGAGCUUUCAUAUACAGUUCAGUCACAUUUUCUGAUAAAUUGAUUAAUGGUUUAGUCAUCAUUGGAAUAGAAUUCAUGAAAUGCACGGAUUUGGAAAAAUGCUCUCAUUAUUACAGAGAUGUUUUGGCGUUUAGCAGUGGGUCACUUGCACUAAUUGGUUUAUUAGUGUUUUUAACAAUACCAAAAAUACUUAUAAAGGAAACAAAGAGAUCAUCAUCUCAUAUAGUUAUUUGA